UCAACAUUCUAUCUUCUAUUAUAGGUGAAUAGACAACAUGAUGUCACGUCUCUGUCUACUCAUACUCUUCCUUGGCAUUGUUCGAUUUGGUGAUUGUGGAAAUGACGUAGACUGCAGUACACCGAGCGCACCUGGUUCCGAUAAAACUAGUAUGACAGUUGGCGAUUUAUUCUUACCCGGGUCUCACAAGUCUAAUUGUACGAAUAACAAUAACAAAAACUUGGAAGAAACUACCACUAGCAUUAGCAGCAAUGUCCACCAUGACAGAAUAAAAGCAAGCAUCCAAAAAGCAUAUACAGGAUUAGCGAUUUUUCCAGGAACAAAAUGGUGCGGCGCUGGAAAUAUUGCCAAAAACGAAUCUGACCUCGGCCGUUCAAAUGAGACGGACGCCUGUUGCAGGGCGCAUGAUAAUUGCAAGAGUGAUAUCUUAGCCGGUUGUACACUGGAGAAUCUCAUAAAUAAUGGUCAUUUUACGAGAUCAGCUUGCAUUUGUGAUCAUGCAUUCUACGACUGUCUCGCGAAGGUUGGCAGCAUAUCUAGUGAAAUUAUCGGAAACACAUAUUUCAAUAUAUUGGGACCGCAAUGCUACGAGUGUAUAUGCCCGGAAAACAAUUGCGAUCCCAAGACUGAUCCCACGAGUUGCGAAGGUAAUUGCACAAAGUAUCAAUGGUUUGAUAAUUCCAAGUUUCCAAUAUUCAAAAUAAUGAAAGAAAAGAGGAAACAAUUGAAGAACGAAAUAGAAGAAAAGAGGAAACAAUUGAAGAACGAAAUAGAAGAAAAGAUAAAACAAUUGCAGAACUCGUUCCCUAUAUCGAUGAGUAAUCCGAGUAAUCAUAUUAUGUUUUAAUCGCACGUAAGAUUUUUAAAAUUGUGUAAUCUUCGCACUUUUACAUAUAGUUUGUUAUUUAUUUUGAUAUGUUUUUCUUAACAUAGCAAUUAUA
Nylanderia fulva is the source of this 941-nucleotide messenger RNA. RefSeq names its product phospholipase A2-like. Gene Ontology annotation, molecular function: A2-type glycerophospholipase activity. The record is from RefSeq and is a predicted model, not a curated record. Gene Ontology annotation, biological process: arachidonate secretion; phospholipid metabolic process. NCBI's taxonomy places the organism in Eukaryota, Metazoa, Arthropoda, Insecta, Hymenoptera, Formicidae.